Molecule: messenger RNA, 1869 nt
Organism: Maudiozyma barnettii
Lineage: Eukaryota; Fungi; Ascomycota; Saccharomycetes; Saccharomycetales; Saccharomycetaceae
Gene: UTP5
Product: Utp5p
Exons: 1
Coding region: 1-1869 (622 amino acids)
Biological process (GO): maturation of SSU-rRNA from tricistronic rRNA transcript (SSU-rRNA, 5.8S rRNA, LSU-rRNA)
Cellular component (GO): nucleolus
Molecular function (GO): protein binding
Source: RefSeq, a predicted model, not a curated record
AUGUCAGCAGUCCAAUCUUCGAGCCCAUUGGUUUUAUCAAGUUACGAUCCCAAUGGUAAUUACUUAUGCUAUGUCACUACAGCUUUAGACAAACAACGUGUAUCUGUCGAACCAACUCAAAAGGGCCAAAAUGAUGCGUUAUUAAACGAAAAGUUUUUAUAUCUACAUUCUUCCGAGCUAAGAGUAACUUCUCUAAAAUGGUCAUACUUAAACUCAAAUGAAACUUUAUGUGUUUUUAUUGGUUUAAAUAAUGGGGAAAUAUGGCUCUACUCACCUUUAGCCAACGAAAUAAUUUUGAAAUUGUCAACAGAAAAUGGGUAUGAUGUCAAUGAUUUUGUAGUUGCUAACGACUCCUUAUUUUGCGUUGACUCAAAUGAUUUCAUCUAUGAAUUUGAUUUAGUUAAUUUCACACUAAGAAAUCAUUUCAAGAUUGAACAAUGUUCUAAUUUAAAGAGAAUUGAAUAUGUCGGAGAAAAUAGAAUUCUCGUUGCAUCUCAUCAAAUUUUCUUGGUCGAUAAUGUUAAGAAAGAAAUUGUUCUAACUUUACCUGGUCAUAUCUCUCCUGUUUGUACAUUAAAAAAACUAAACAACGAGUAUUUGUUAUCUGGGGCUGAAAAUGAUAGAUUUUUGAACAUAUAUAAUAUUUCAGAUGGUAGUAUAAAGAGCGUUUUAGUUGCCAAAUCUAACAUUAAUAAAAUAUCUACUUUCGGAACAACAGAAAUUGCAGUUACUACAGAAGAUGGUAAUUUUGAAGUGUUUGAAGAGCCUUUAGUUUCUAAUAAAUCCAAGAGAAGAAAUGUAAAAUCUAGACAAUGCACCAAAAUAGGUAGUGUUGUGAAUAAAAAUGACAAUGCAAUUCCAUGCAUUGAUGUAUAUGCUGGGAAGGAUAUCAUCAACGUUACAUAUCUAACGAAUGCGACAGUAUGUCAUUUUGUUCAGGUACGUUGGGAUAGUCUUUCCAUUAACCACAAAAUUAAAGUAGAUAUCACAGAUAAUGUAAAAAAUCUAUCACAGGAUCGUACGUUGCACGGAAAGGAUUUAGCUGCAACAACAACUUAUAAGGAAGGUAACGCCAGAGUAACAUCUGGUGACAACUUCAAACACAUUGAGAAUAUUAUUAAAGAAUUGGAACAGCAACUCGAUGAGGAUAGAUCUAAUGAAACUGAAGGAGACGACAAAGUCGAAUCUUUAGCUGAUAAAUUACCUGCGCUGCAAAGUACCAAGAAGAGAAAUCCUGUUACGGGUACUGUAGCAGUCAUUUUGUCUCAAGCAUUACAAUCAAAUGACCAUUCUCUUUUAGAAACAGUCUUAAAUAAUCGUGAUGAAAGAAUAAUUAGAGAUACUAUAAUGAGACUAAAGCCUGUACUAUCAGUUAUAUUACUUGAAAGAUUGGCCGAAAGGAUUGCAAGACAAACACAUAGACAAGGUUCAUUGAACGUCUGGGUGAAAUGGUGUAUAGUUAUUCACGGUGGUUAUUUGAUAAAUGUACCAAAUCUAAUCAAAACAUUGGCAUCUUUGCAUUCCACUUUGAAAAAUAGAGCCAAUUUAUUAGACAGAUUACUAUCAUUAGAAUCUAGACUGGACUGUACGUUAAAUAAAUUUGAUGUUCAAUCAGUUGAUGCAGAUGAAUAUUUAAAUGAAGAAGUUGUAGAUAGUGAAAAUGAUGUAACAUAUAUGGAAGAACUUGAUGAUGCUCAUCUGAUCGAAUCUGGUGAAGAAUACGAUUCGAGUGAAGAUGAGGAAGGUACCUCCGAUAUCGAAGAGGACGCAUUAAAGCAAGGUACGUUAACCCAACCAGUUGAUAGCAAUAACCCAAAAGAAAUUAUAGAUGAAGAAGAUGAAGGUUACAGUGAUGUAGAAAUGGCUUGA